GUGCUCCGACUCAUCAACAUGAUUAAGACCAAAGACUCGUUAGCCUCUAAACUGUUGAUAGUGUCCACUGUGCUUGGGUUAACCAUCUUCAUAGGAAUUUACUUGGUAAUACUCUUGGGUUUCGAUAGCAAGAAACGUGAGUGCGUUUCUGAUAAUUCGACGCACGAAGAGGCGUUCGGUGAUUCGAGCGAUAUCGAAGAAGUGUACACUGAUAAGUUGAUUGGUCGGCAAUACCCACAUCCGUUCCUCAACAACUUCAGAGGUCCACCGCCUGCAAGUUUCUCUCCGACUUCCGACAAGAAUUUCGCCCAACUUCAAGGUUACUCGGCUCCGCAUUAUCCCAGGAACAUUCAGGAGAUCAUCAACUACAUAACUCCAGAAAAACCGAAGCCGAAGAGACCUCAGUUCCAUCACGAUCCGUUCUAUCCCUACAAACCGAAGGAUCCGAGCGACAUCAAUCUUUUAGCAACGGCAAAUCUACGUUUCGCGCCGCCAAUCUGGAAGGACAUCAAGACCAACCCUUUGAUGCCAUCCCCGACCCUUUACAAGCCCAACUACGAAUUGCCGAAACCGAAGAAACCCAUAGAGUUAACACUGAACAUAUUCCCGAUGCCCAAUGACGAAGAUGGCCAUUUCUUCGGUUUCGCCAGUCAGAAUCGCGCCAAAUUUGCGCACGUGAUCGAGAAUGAAUCGACGAAGAGACAGAUGCGUCCGCGAAAGAUGGUCAUCCACCUCAACGUGUACACGGAGGAGAGCGAGGAGGAGAUUCAGAGGAAGAUCAGGAUCGGAAAUUGGGAAGGUCUGCAGGACAUCCUGAUGCCACCUCCUCCGAAGCAGUGAAUUAUCUAUUUAUAAAUUAUAAGCAAGAAAAAUGGUGAAUAACGAUAUUUAAAAAUUCAUUUUUCAAUACAGAAACCGCAAGAAAUGCAAAUGUGGCGAUGCUUUUUAAUUGAAGUCCCAGAAGCGUGCAAUGUCAUAGAUAAGUGCACAUUUGUCACAAGGCAAUUAGUCGGCCUU
Nicrophorus vespilloides is the source of this 1017-nucleotide messenger RNA. RefSeq lists its product as uncharacterized. The record is from RefSeq and is a predicted model, not a curated record. Bases 19 to 840 code for a protein of 273 amino acids. Lineage: Eukaryota; Metazoa; Arthropoda; Insecta; Coleoptera; Silphidae. The transcript has 2 exons.